This is a messenger RNA of Rhizopus microsporus ATCC 52813, 798 nucleotides long. RefSeq lists its product as uncharacterized. The record is from RefSeq and is a predicted model, not a curated record. NCBI's taxonomy places the organism in Eukaryota, Fungi, Mucoromycota, Mucoromycetes, Mucorales, Rhizopodaceae. The annotation marks the transcript as partial. The transcript has a single exon.
UUAACUUCGGACAAAAAAGAGUAUAUCGGGAACUAAAUUCAAGAUUGAAGUAUAUAUAAACAUAGGCAGGUCGCCUUUUUUUAUUGUUUCUUUUCUUCAUGCAAAUUUAUCGAUGACACCACAGGACGGCCCACCUAAGGAUUUGAAUAAACCUAUUACCAAUUACGUACUUAUACCACUAGCCCUUGUUCAAUCACAUCUCUUUUGGCUCUGUUCAGCCGUCUGCUGGGUCUUUAAAGAAUCAGGCAUCAUAACUGAUGACAAACCUAAUGUUCAUAUCAAACGAAGUAGAGCACAUUCUGCGCCGCCGUCAACAGAUAAUACGACAAAUAAGCAGCUCACAAAGCCAACACAACGCCGAGCGAGUUUACCAGAACCAAUUUCUUGUAUCAGAAGCAAACCUACAGCACAUGAUGAGCGUAAAGGAACGACAUGCCCGCCUGUUUGGUGGCAAAAGACAAGAGUUAAGCUAGGACAUGCACCAGUACAUGGUGAUCCUAAGCCAGCUUUAGGAACAAAGAUGUCAUUGCCCAGAGAAUAUGCUGAUACGCCGAUGACUAGAGUUGACACAGCUGGAUCAUCAAUUUCUUCAAGUAAAUCAACCAAACGGUCAAAAAGAAAGCUUAUCUCAAAAUUAUUCCAUCGUAAAUAGUUUAAUAUCUCCCCUUAUCCUAUUAUCUUUAUGUAUAUUAUGUAAAUAUAUUCAUUAUUCAUUAGUUUAAAUGUACAAAUUCCCUAUGUGUAUGUGUUAUGCUCAAUAAAUCAUUUUUUAUACCGCUGUCACUUCGUCACAGCUGC